Messenger RNA from Clarias gariepinus (North African catfish), 1390 nucleotides. RefSeq names its product arginine/serine-rich protein 1 (gene rsrp1). The transcript has 5 exons. The coding region runs from base 126 to 1115 and encodes 329 amino acids. The record is from RefSeq and is a predicted model, not a curated record. NCBI's taxonomy places the organism in Eukaryota, Metazoa, Chordata, Actinopteri, Siluriformes, Clariidae.
CAACCAGCCAAAUCCGGUUCUAGCCAGUUACCGCUGUAUGCUCACUGUGAGAGUUGCAUCUCUAAAACACAGAAAGGCUUCAUCUUGUUUUUUCGGAGAUUAACGCGAUUUUUUAAGGUUCGACGAUGAAGACUGAAGAUCAGGUUCAAGCCCCUGAGAGUCAUCUCAGCGAGGGAAUGCGGCUCAUUCUCAGCCAGAAAUCAUCGCCGACACCCAGAUCUUCACGGGCGAGCAGCCGCAGUAGUACUAGUAGCAGCAGUAGCUCUAGCCGUGACAGUUCCUACUCGAGCAGCGAUAGAAGCAGAUCCCGCUCUGUGUCACGCAGGCCACGGCGACGACACCGCCACGGAUCACGAUACUCAUCUUCGUCUUCAAGCAGCAGCAGCUCACGCUAUCGUUCCCGAUCUCGCCCUCGCUGCUGCCGAGCUUCGUAUUAUUCCCGUUGCCGUCAUCGUCAGCGGUCUCGGUCUUACAGCCCCUAUUCGAGGCGCUCGCCACGUUACGGCAGGCGCCGAUAUUCGCGCUCUGUCAGCCGUUCUUCCUCCCGGGAACGUUAUUACAAGAGGUCGAGGAGAUCCCGCUCUCGCUCCUCAAGCUACAGGAGAGCAAGAGGUGCUUACGCUGGAAGGUUCAGGUGCCGAUUCUCCCCCUCACCACCCGGGAGCAGGUACUACCGGCGCAGGUCGAGAUCUCCAGAGAGCUCGGUUCGACUUAGCGUUAAAGAUAAGUUGGAGCUUCUAAACAUUGCCAGAGAGAACGCUGCAAAGAUUCUGGGCGUGGAAGUGGUGAAUCUGCCUGCCAGUGUAAGGUAUAUUGAGGAGCAGGCAAAGAAGGCGUUGAAGUCAGACACUGAGAAAAGGGUGAGAGCGGACCAGGUGCCCGUGAAGAGACCACGACAGGAUGAAGGCGAAUCAGAUGAAGACACGGCGAUGUCCAAAACAUCUCCACCAAGAAAACCAAUCAGUUUCAGUGUCAGUAAUGCUGUUGCCAAGCCAUCAAGCAGCCCAACACAUCACGUUACAGAGAGUAAGGUAACAUCUCGAGCAGACAGUGUGGGGAACAGGAUGCCAUAUGGACAGUGGAUCCCUGUCAAAGUUUCCCCUAAAAAACAAUGAGCCUCUUGUUUUGGACUUGAUCACUGUUGUAUAAACUGUAAUUAGUCUGUACAUAUGGGGGAAAAAAAAUUUAGUGGAUUCAUUAGCAAUGUCUUGUUUCAGAUGUAAACUGAUUUAAGUUGGAAGAAGACAAGUGGAUAUCAAACAGGUGGGAGGUUUUGUAUAUAACUUGUGUCCUUUUUAUUUUUUUUAAGUGUGCUGUAGAUAAUUUCUAAUAGGUUUUAAAGUACUGUCAAAUUGUAUACACAAUUCAAGUAAAUAAAAUUGUUUCUCGA